AUGGUGGCAGCGCGCGACGCAUGCUGGUGGCUGAGCCCGUGGAAGAAGCUGGACCAAGAGUGGCGGGCUGGCUGCGCGCGUGGACAGCUGCACUUGGCUAAGGUAGCCGACAGCGUGCAGAAGACCUCAUACCUGACUGGGGAGCAUUGGGGGUCGCUGGCCGACUGCGACCAACUUCAGGGACGUGCGUCGUCAAGGUUGUGGGAUUUGGCGCACCGCUGCAGCAAGCGCCUGCAAGAUGAAGUCGACAGUUUGGCAGACAUUUACGCGCGGAUGAGGCGCCUGCUGACGGACGGUCAGGCGGAGGCGCUGGACGAGAAGCGGAGACAGCGAUAUGAGCUGCUUCUGCUGGAGGUGCUGGCCAUGUACGAGCACGAGCUGGUGGCCAAGUCGCUGAUCGCGAGCGACAUCUUCGAGUGCUCCAAGCACGAGACAGUGACGGUCUACCUCGCGUCGUGGCAGAUGCAGCCGCACAUCGACCGACAGCGCCUCGAGGAGCUCGAGACGUUGAUCCAGAAUGACAGCCAUUAUCAGGCGCGGUAA
Phytophthora sojae is the source of this 543-nucleotide messenger RNA. RefSeq lists its product as hypothetical. Bases 1 to 543 code for a protein of 180 amino acids. NCBI's taxonomy places the organism in Eukaryota, Oomycota, Peronosporomycetes, Peronosporales, Peronosporaceae. The record is from RefSeq and is a predicted model, not a curated record. The transcript has 5 exons.